Trematosphaeria pertusa is the source of this 939-nucleotide messenger RNA. RefSeq lists its product as uncharacterized. The transcript has a single exon. The record is from RefSeq and is a predicted model, not a curated record. Gene Ontology annotation, molecular function: FMN binding. The coding region runs from base 86 to 847 and encodes 253 amino acids. NCBI's taxonomy places the organism in Eukaryota, Fungi, Ascomycota, Dothideomycetes, Pleosporales, Trematosphaeriaceae.
CGGAAGUGAACACGGGAGAAGUUGCAAACACCGCGUUCUACCUCAGCAGCUUCCUUCAAAGAAUCUACUUGUUCAUUCCAGCAACAUGCCGCACAUCCCGAUUUCGCCAGCGAUCCUCUACUGGGGCACACCCGUCGUGCUCGUCACCACGACGAAUCCCGCCCCCGAACCAAACCCCUCCUCCACUUCGCCAACGCAAAGGGCAGCACCAGCCAACAUCGGCCCCAUAUCCUCCGCCUGGUGGCUUGGCCAUUGCUGCAUGCUCGGCCUCGAUGCCUCGUCGGCCACCACGCAGAACCUGCUGUGCUCGCGCCAAUGCGUUCUAAACCUGCCGUCCGACGACAUGGCGCCCGUCGUCAACGCCCUGGCCCGCACCACCGGCACACCGAGCCUGCCUCCCCAUAAGCUCGCCAUGGGGUACCGCUACGAGGGCGACAAGUUCCGCGCGGCGGGUCUAACGCCCUUGCCUUCGUCGCUCGUCGCUCCGCCGCGGAUCGCACAGUGCCCCGUCGCCAUGGAGUGCGAGGUAGCGAAGGUGCAUACGUUUAUGGAGCAUGACGCGGAGCGCGCUGGAUUCGUGGUGGCGGUGGAGUGCAAGGUAGUGAAGAUUUGGAUCGACGAACGGCUGAAGAUGGAGGGGUAUAGGAAUAGGGUUGAUCCUGACUUGUGGCGGCCGCUGAUAAUGAGUUUCCAGGAGCUGUAUGGGCUGAGUGGGAGAAGGAAGGAUAGGGAGAGUGUGUUGGGCGCUGUGGAGGAAGAGAAUUAUAGGAUAUUGGCUGCUGGCAGUAGCGGCGAGGCUGAAGGGGAUACGAUCAGGUCUGGGUUUCUGCCGGAGGAGGGUCAGUAAAAGAGUGAUAUGACGUGCGCUGGUAGGAGAUGCUUGAGAUGAGGGGCUACCUUAUUAUAUCUCAUACUUGCAACUUCCCCGAGCAUAGCGAA